AUGUUUGCAGAAAACACCUCGAAUAUCAGCACUACGAGCGAUGGAAACAGUACCAAUUGUUGGCUUCACUUAGGCAAGGAGAACUUUCAUGGGCCGGCCACCCUUCUAAAAGACAAAAAACCCGAUUUCGACAAGGUUGUCAGAUGUAUAAGAGAAGAAUUCGAGGUGGUAGAAAAAAUAGAACUCAGCCAUGAGAUGCAUAGUCACUUAGCUGGAUUAUCCGAGAAAAUCAAAGCAUAUAUUCACCUACUAGCCACCGCCGCUCCAUUUAUAAUGUGCGACUGCAACGAUAGGCAGGAUAAAACCAUCGCAAGACUCUACUUCCAGAGUCGAAGUGAGCUGGCAAAGGUUGCCAACAAUGCACAUCUCGCUUUUCUUUGUCGUUUCAAGGAGAAGUGCGAGCUUUUGGAUCACUCUAAGACCUCUAAGGUUUUGGGAGAGUCGGCACCAGAUCUCCAUUGUGAUGACAAGGAUCUCGAGCUCUUCCGAGCCUGCAUGAAUCUAUUUGGAAACUUAGUUUAUGAUAUCACCGGGAUAGCUCCGCUAAAGGAUAGUCAGGGUGUACCAGAGUAG
This is a messenger RNA of Orbilia oligospora ATCC 24927, 573 nucleotides long. RefSeq lists its product as uncharacterized. The record is from RefSeq and is a predicted model, not a curated record. Bases 1 to 573 code for a protein of 190 amino acids. The transcript has a single exon. NCBI's taxonomy places the organism in Eukaryota, Fungi, Ascomycota, Orbiliomycetes, Orbiliales, Orbiliaceae.